This is a messenger RNA of Oncorhynchus gorbuscha (pink salmon), 1079 nucleotides long. RefSeq names its product troponin T, cardiac muscle-like. Gene Ontology annotation, biological process: cardiac muscle contraction; sarcomere organization; regulation of muscle contraction. Gene Ontology annotation, cellular component: troponin complex. The record is from RefSeq and is a predicted model, not a curated record. Gene Ontology annotation, molecular function: tropomyosin binding; troponin C binding; troponin I binding. NCBI's taxonomy places the organism in Eukaryota, Metazoa, Chordata, Actinopteri, Salmoniformes, Salmonidae. The transcript has 14 exons. The coding region runs from base 144 to 1046 and encodes 300 amino acids.
GACAUUGGUGGCAGGGCUGUAUUAUGGGAGCCUUAAGAGUCUCAUUGAACUUGUCUGUUUCUGGAUCUCAACGAAUAAGACCGGCCCAGCACUACUUUACCAUCUCUCUUCCCCGUGGGGUUUGGAGGUAAUCCAAUCUAAACAUGGCGGAUGAAGAAAAUGAGGAGGAAGCCGGUGGAGAGACUCAAGAUUCCAAAGCCAAACCAAAAAGUUUUAUGCCAAAUGUUGCCCCUCCAAAGCUACCAGAGGGAGAUGGUAAAGUCGAUUUUGACGACCUGCAUAGGAAGCGUCAAGAGAAGGACAUGGCUGAGCUGACCUCUCUGAUUGAGUCUCACUUCGUCCAGAGGAAGAAAGAUGAAGACGAGCUCAUCAGUCUCGUCAACAGGAUCGAGAAGCGUCGUACCGAGAGGGCAGAGCAGCAGAGGAUUCGUGCUGAGCAAGAGAAAGAGAGACAGGCCCGUCUCGCCGAAGAGAAAGAGAGGAGGGAGCAAGAUGAACAGCGUAGGAAGCAAGAUGAUGACGCUAAGAAGAAGAAGGCCCUCACUUCCAUGACUCACACCUACGGUGGCAUCCAACAGAAGCAAGAGGGCAAGAAGGGAGCCAAGAAGCAGACGGAGAGAGAAAAGAAGAAGAAGAUUCUGGCUGACAGAAGGAAGGCUCUGAUCAUCGACCAUCUCAACGAGGACAAACUCAAGGAGAAGGCCAAUGAGCUGUGGCAGUGGAUGAUGGAGUUGGAGGCGGAGAAGUUUGACCUCAGCGAGAAACUGAAGAAGCAGAAAUACGACAUGAAUGUUCUCCAGACCCGAAUCAAUGAGCAGCAGAAGUUAUCAAUCAGCUUCUGGCCCGUGUCCAGGACCACCAGAGUGCCAAGGGCAGAGGCAAGGCCAAGGCGGUCAGGAGGUAAUGAGACCUGGCAGGAUGAAGUCUCCAGGACUGGGACGCCAGACGAUGACGGAAGAUUGUUUUGUUGUUCUUCUUGUUAUCAGUGCGCAUGCAAAUUACUAUGGAAAUGUGCUGUUGUCACGGUCACUGUUUGCUGUGCAUGAGGCUAGAAACAAUAAAAAGAUGUUUGCUCUUGA